UUGUAACUGAUGACUACUAAGCAGUGGAAACAGUUAUAAGUGUUGAGUAUAUUAAUGGUGUUGUGAUUGGAAAGCAUUUUAUCACUUAUUUUAUAUGAAUUCAAAUCAAUUGAAUUGCCACAAGUGGUAGAAAUGUCUACUUUUAUCGUAUGGGUUAUCAGCCAAAUAAGAUGACUGUGUUUGGGUGUAAUGAUAGGCAUAUGUGUCAUGGGGCCAGUAGUCAGUAUGUUUACGGAAAGCCCGUAAGGUAUCCGCAGAUGUUUUCGGAAACGGAUUAUGGUUUCAGUUUAGAUGUCAUGAAAAUGUGGACCAAUUUCGCUAAAAAUAUUAAACUCCGCGAGGAAUGGCCACUGUUUUUGACUAAUAAACCAAAUGUAGUGCCAAAAGUGGAAGACCUGAAUCCCAAUCCCAAUAUUCUAAUACAAUAA
Oppiella nova is the source of this 428-nucleotide messenger RNA. The record is from the annotation of a GenBank genome assembly. NCBI's taxonomy places the organism in Eukaryota, Metazoa, Arthropoda, Arachnida, Sarcoptiformes, Oppiidae.